Messenger RNA from Acytostelium subglobosum LB1, 951 nucleotides. RefSeq lists its product as hypothetical. Lineage: Eukaryota; Evosea; Eumycetozoa; Acytosteliales; Acytosteliaceae. Gene Ontology annotation, biological process: rRNA methylation. The annotation marks the transcript as partial. Gene Ontology annotation, cellular component: mitochondrial matrix. Gene Ontology annotation, molecular function: rRNA (adenine-N6,N6-)-dimethyltransferase activity. The record is from RefSeq and is a predicted model, not a curated record. The transcript has 5 exons.
AUGGUUAAACCAGUAAGGAUAGGAGCAAAAGAUGGAGCUGCCAAGGGUGCAGAUGGAGAGAAGAAGCAGGUUCAAAGACAUCAUGAAUUCCAAAUGAACAAGGCAUACGGUCAACAUUUGCUCAAGAAUCCACUGAUCAUUGAUGCAAUCGUUGAUAAAUCACAACUAAAGUCUACAGAUACAGUGCUGGAGAUUGGUCCAGGUACAGGUAACCUUACCAUUAAACUAUUGGAGAAGUGCAAAAAGGUCAUUGCUGUUGAGGUCGAUCCUCGUAUGGCGGCUGAGUUACAAAAGAGAGUGUCAACAACACCAUACGCUGCACAUCUACAGAUUAUACUUGGUGACUUUAUGAAGGUUGAACUGCCUUACUUUGACGUCUGCGUUGCUAACGUCCCAUAUCAAAUCUCUUCUCCACUGGUAUUCAAACUACUUGCGCAUCGACCAGUGUUUAGAGCAGCAGUGCUGAUGUUCCAGAAGGAGUUUGCGCUUAGACUGGCAGCAAACCCUGGCGACAGUCUCUACUGUCGUCUCUCAGUCAACACACAACUGCUGUCAAAGGUGACACAUCUGAUGAAGGUGGGCAAGAACAACUUCUUGCCACCACCCAAGGUCGAGUCAGCCGUCGUCAAGAUCCAGCCAUUCAAUCCUCCACCUCCAAUCAACUUUGUCGAGUGGGAUGGUCUGAUCCGUCUAUGUUUCUCGAGGAAGAACAAGACGCUGCCGGCCAUCUUCAAGGUCAACAGUGUCAUCGAGAUGCUCAAUCAAAACUACAAGACCUACUGUGCCGUACAAGGAUUAAUGGACACAGAUGGCACUGAAGAGGCGAUGAAAGAGAAGGUUAUACAAGUGCUGGAGAAGAACAACUUCUCUGACGCUAGAUCUUCCAAGUUGGAUAUCACAGAGUUCUUGAGACUGCUGAACUGUUUCCAUGAUAGCAACAUCCAUUUCAAA